CACAGAGCGUUCUCUUUUCUCCCUAUUGGCCGGCGGGAUCUAUGCCGUGCUAUGAUUGGUCACGUGUGGCACGUAGGAGCGGAUCCCCGCAGCUGAUUGGCUACUGAACGUCUCGGGCGCGAUUUUGCAACGCGGGACAACGUUCCUGUGGGCGCACACAGGUCAGUUCUGACGGCCUGCUGCGGCAAGAGGGAAACUUAUCAUCACCUUCAUAUCUCACUGUAUCUGCGGUGGAUACUUGGUAGCGAACAAACGGAUCCGAGACUUUUUUCCCUUGCUCCCCUUAGGAAAUGAAGGACAUAUUCACUCCAGACUGAACGGCGCACUGGUUAUAACUUUUUUUUCUUUUCUUCUUUUAUCAGUUAGAGUUUUAACGUUUACAGUUUUUAUUUUUAUUUUUUGCUUGCUUCUGCGGAGUAUUGACACCCGCCCUGUACAAUGGCGGACAACAAGCACCCGCACGUUAUUUUCUGCAACGACUCCCCGAAGAGAGUUCUGGUGUCCGUCAUCAAGACCACCCCGAUAAAACCCCGGAAAGCGGAGGCCCUGACACCGACGAGCCCCGGCUUCAGCGACUUCAUGGUCUACCCGUGGAAGUGGGGUGAGAACGCCCACAAUGUGACUCUGAGCCCGGGCUCAGUGAGCGGAGCCUCGUCGCCCACCGGGACCCAGACGGCGACGGACGCGGAGACAUCUCCGACGCCUGAGCAGAUCAGGGAUGGUAUCCGCAGAGGGCGUCCUCGGGCUGACACCGUCCGGGAGCUCAUAAGCGAAGGGGAGACUUCGUCCAGCCGCAUUCGCUGUAACAUCUGCAACCGAGUGUUUCCCAGAGAGAAGUCUCUUCAGGCUCAUAAGAGGACACACACAGGAGAGAGGCCUUAUCUGUGUGACUACCCGAAUUGUGGGAAAGCGUUUGUCCAGAGUGGUCAGCUGAAGACGCACCAGCGGCUGCACACUGGGGAGAAACCCUUUGUCUGCUCUGAGAAAGGAUGUGGCAAUCGGUUCACACAUGCCAAUCGUCACUGUCCCAAGCAUCCUUUCUCCCGCCUGAAGAGAGAGGAACCAAAGGAGGGCCUGGGGAAGGCCCAGUCUGUGGAUAACAAGGCUGUAGCAGAGUGGCUGGCAAAGUACUGGCAAACCCGCGAGCAGCGUGCCCCUACAACCACGAAGGUGAAGCAACAGGGCAAGGCGAGGGCAGAGGACCAGGAGCAGCAGGAUCCAAUGGAGUUUCUCCAGUCUGAUGAAGAAAACGGAGAAGAGGAAGAGGCCAUGGAGGAGGAGAAGGGCAGCCAGAGCGGAGGUGCCGCCAAGCGCCGCCUCCAGGAGCAACGGGAGCGUCUCCAUGGCGCUCUGGCGCUCAUCGAGCUGGCCAACAACCUGUCCGCCUGAACACCCACCUACUUCCCGAUCCCCGGAUUCCCACUCCCUGCUCCUCGUACCUCCAUUCCCAAAAUCGCCUUCCUGCAGUAUGUGCUGUAGCUAGAGUGUUGUUAAAUGCAGAUCAAUGACUAGUUUAGUUUAUUCUAUCAAGUUGUAAAGCCAGACUUUGAGAGAGAGCUGAAUUGGCCUGAGAUCAGUGUUGAGCACAAACAUCAUCUAUCCCCCCACCCACCCCCCACAGCACCAGGAAGGCACAAGCUAAAGCACCUUAUUCAGCUUCCAUUUUAUCCUUUUUAGGCUGCUAUAAUUGUAGAUUUGACAAUAUGAAGAAUGUCUUUCUUUCUCACGUCUUCUGAAGGCAAAGAAAGAGUUAUGUUGUAAUUUGUUUUGUUUGCACUUUGAUGGUAACGAGUUUUUUUUAAAGUAUGCUGUGAGUGUCACAGAGUGUGUAUGAUUGAUGUAUAUAUGGAUUAAGCUCAGAUGGACAGAACGAUACAGGGUGUGGUCAAACACGGGAGGCUGCAUUCCAGCUGUCUGAUGGCCUCUCAUCAUGCUCCCAAGGUUUCAUCUCCAGCAUUGCAAGCACAGUAUUUCGCUGCCACUGACGACAGCAGUGGUGGUUGAAAUGGACUGAGAAAAGCACGCUCAGAGAAGUGUGAAUAGGUUGUAAAGGAGUCGAAAACAAGUCAAGGGAGCUGGAUCAGUCCGGCAUGCAACAUUGUUUUUAUAUGCGAAUGAGAGGUGAUCAUUGCAAGCCUAAUCCAGAGGUCUGGUGAGGCACAAGCCUUCAAAAAAAUCCAAACUUUGACAGCUUUUCUCAUUAUUUAUACACAAUUAUAUCCACAUGACAUUACUAGAGACAUGCAGGAAAGGUCAAAUUCAAUUGACUAUACUGCCAUCUGGAUUUAAGUAUACAACUAAACAUUACAACUAAUACUUAAAAAGCUCCAGAGUACUUUUUAGGACAUGCCAUAUUUCAAUUUUAACAGCUGUUUUUCAUCACAGAUACAAGGAACGUGUUUACAACAUGCAGGUAUAAAGUUGUUUUCCAACUAGACGGGAGAUUUUUUUUUUCAAUGAACGAUGUCCGUCACCUUUUAUAUUAAAAGCUGGCCGACCAGUUACGAUACGGGCAUAGCAUCAUAGUAGUGUGUGGUGCAGCAUCUCACUUAAAAGGGUUAAAUUAUGCGAUAUUUAUUUUACCGUUUUUUUUUUGUUUUGUUUUGUUUUCUAAUUAACAUUAUGUUCAACUAUCUGAGAGCCCUGGAAUCAUUUUGUGUGCAGAUAAAUAUUCUGGCAUCAAGUUUUGAGAAACAAUUUAUCCAUUUUAGAAUAUAAAUUUAAAUAUCCCACUUACUUCGAUUUAAGCACUUAUAGAACCCUUGUUGAGUCUUGGAUUAAGCUUGCAAUGUGCUGAAGAUUAAAUUUGUUGUAGAUGACCAAGAAAAUGGCACCUGUGUUAUUAUAAACUGAUUUGUGUAGUGCUGGUUGUUUGAUUUUGAUUUUGAUUUUUUUCUCCUUUUAUAAAAUAACAACACUACGUUCUUCAACACUGUAGAAAGCCUCUCAUUACUGCCCUGCCUCCGGUUGUCUCGGGGAAGUCUGAUCCGACAACCUGUCUAUCACUCUAGCUGAGAAGUUUGAAUCUGCCUCUUAUUUACAAAUUACCCAUGUGGAGUUUUCGGUGAAACUGGAAGUUCAGAUUUGUUGAUAAUCAAAACACCAAAUGAUUUAUUGUACCCAAUUAUAGUAUAUUUUGAAGCGUUUUCUAACCCUUAGUCUAUUUUGUGGUUCGAGAAGAAAGUAUGGCAUUUAAUAUAUACACAUUAUGUUUGUUAGAAUGUUGAGUGUGCACAAUUUGUGGAGAGCUAUGAAUACCUAGUUUCAGUUUUUCCUGCUAACAAUCCUCCCAACAGUUUUCAUGUUUGUGACAUAUGUAGUGCUUGCUUGAUAGACAUUAUGUUACACAUUUCAAAAGUAAGAUUUCUCUGACAGACUGUCCACACUGUUAUAUAAUUACUGGUCUUCAAUAAACAUUCACUGAACCUGACCCAGA
Messenger RNA from Acanthopagrus latus (yellowfin seabream), 3436 nucleotides. RefSeq names its product zinc finger protein 367 (gene znf367). The transcript is spliced from 5 exons. Gene Ontology annotation, cellular component: nucleus. NCBI's taxonomy places the organism in Eukaryota, Metazoa, Chordata, Actinopteri, Spariformes, Sparidae. Gene Ontology annotation, biological process: regulation of transcription by RNA polymerase II; central nervous system development. The coding region runs from base 439 to 1389 and encodes 316 amino acids. The record is from RefSeq and is a predicted model, not a curated record. Gene Ontology annotation, molecular function: DNA-binding transcription factor activity, RNA polymerase II-specific; RNA polymerase II cis-regulatory region sequence-specific DNA binding.